Messenger RNA from Aspergillus pseudonomiae, 1343 nucleotides. Its product is annotated as putative D-arabinitol dehydrogenase ArbD. Gene Ontology annotation, molecular function: oxidoreductase activity, acting on NAD(P)H, oxygen as acceptor. NCBI's taxonomy places the organism in Eukaryota, Fungi, Ascomycota, Eurotiomycetes, Eurotiales, Aspergillaceae. The record is from RefSeq and is a predicted model, not a curated record. The transcript is spliced from 4 exons. The coding region runs from base 190 to 1320 and encodes 376 amino acids. Gene Ontology annotation, cellular component: intracellular anatomical structure.
GUUUUUUUUUCCUUCUGGUUUUAGGGGAGACUACAUAUACUCCUUCCCAUCGACCUGGUGGACCUUCAUCUUUUCUUCUGUCUAUCCAUCCCUUGGUUCAUACUCUUCCUUCCCAAACCGAUCUCCUCGAAUUCCUCCUCUCCCUUGAGUACAUAGCUAUAUUCUUAGCUACCUCUGUUACUCUACACAAUGUUUAAGUCACCAGCCGCUCGUCAAGCCGUCAAGGCUCUCAGCAUUAACACACGCCCUGCUGCGGUAACAGCAGCAUCACGGCCAGCGGUGGCGAAUACCUUCUUCCGAGGGCUGUCGUCGACGGCUCCCCGUGCCAACGAUGAGAAGUCGAAGGCAGCAAAGGAUCCCAUCUUGGCCGCCACCAACAAAGCCCCGGAUGGUGUAUUGGACACAGAGGGUCGUUUCGCUCGUGUCGAUGAGAGUUUGCAGAUCGAAUACCCCGAUGAUGAGAAUAUGCCUCGCAGUCCUAUUGUUCAAGGCCGCGGAGGAAUGCACUUCAAGCGUACCCUGGCUCAAUUUUCCCUCGAGAACAAGGUCACCCUGGUGACCGGAGGUGCCCGUGGUCUCGGGUUGGUCAUGGCUCAGGCGAUCGUUGCAUCAGGCUCGGACCUUGCAAUUGUUGAUCUUAACAAGGCGGAAGCUGAGGAGCAAGCUCAGAAGUUGGUUGAACAGUUCAGGAAGGAGAACCCCGGUUUGGAGCAAAUGCCGACUGUCACCGCCCACUACGCUGAUGUUUCCGACCCUAACUCCGUGAACGAUGCUCUUUCCGAUAUUAUCUCCAAGCACGGUAAGAUCGACAACCUGGUCACCUCCGCCGGUUUCACCGAAAACUUCGAUGCCAUCUCCUAUCCUCACGACCGUCUGCAAAAACUUUGGGGGGUUAACGUCGAUGGAACAUACCUCUUUGCGACCGGUGUUGCCAAGCAUCUCAUGGAGCGCAAGGUCCCGGGCAGCAUUGUCAUGAUUGGUAGCAUGUCCGGUGCUAUCGUCAACGUGCCCCAGCCUCAGGCUCCAUACAACGCCGCCAAGGCCGCUGUUCGUCAACUUGCCGCGUCCUUCGCUGUGGAAUGGGCCGGUCACGACAUCCGUGUGAACUGCAUCAGCCCUGGAUACAUGCUUACUGCUCUGACCCGCAAGAUUUUGGAUGAGAACCCCGAAUUGCGGGACAAGUGGAUCUCCCUCAUCCCCACCGGCAAGAUGGGGACUCCCGAGGACCUGAUGGGUCCCGUUACCUUCCUUCUCAGUGACGCCUCCAAGUACAUGACUGGGGCCGAUAUCCGCGUUGACGGUGGCUACACCCUCACCUAAAUACCGCCGCGGAGUGUGGUGCU